AUGACGGACUCGGCAUCGCCUGCGAAGCCCGUCCAUACCAUCGUCCUGGACGCCGGUCCCAUCUUGAAGAAUACCCCGCCGCUAUCCACGCUGCUCGCACAAUGCGAAGAACUCCUCAUCACCCCCUCCGUCGUGAGCGAAAUCCGUGACCCUGACGCCCGCCAGCGCGUGGAGACACUAUACCUUCCCUUCUUGAAGCAGCGCACACCAUCCCCGAAAAGCGUCAGCGUCUUGAGCGAAUUUGCACGCAAGACUGGUGAUCGGGCUGUCCUGAGUAAAACAGAUAUUGAGGUACUGGCGCUUGCAUACGAGGUGGAAUGCGAGCGCAAUGGUGGCGACUGGAGACUGAGAAGCGUUCCGGGGCAGAAACAGGUGAACGGGAAGCCUCCGGUGAAGGAGGAGAAGGCCGAAGAGAAGGGAGAGGAGGCUAAAGCCGAAGAGGCCAAGGAAGAUCUGAAGAACGCAAACCUGGAAGACAAGGAGACCAGCACACAGGAGACCGAAGUGCAAAAUGCCCCCGCAGAGGUCGAGGCGGAGGAAUCAACUCCUCAGGACGCCGAUGCCCAAGAGGAGGAAGAUGAUGGCGAUGAUUCGGAUGGUGGUUGGAUCACUCCCUCCAACUUGAAGAAGCGACAGGCCCGCGAUGAGGCUAGCUCUGCGGCUGCGGCGCCAGAGCCCAAGGUGAUGCAGGUUGCCACCAUGACUACCGAUUUUGCGUGCCAAAACGUGCUGCUGCAGAUGAACUUGAACUUGCUCUCCACUUCCACUCUGCAGCGAAUCCGCCAUCUGAAGUCUUUCAUCAAGCGCUGCCAUGCCUGUUUCUUCACCACCAAGGACAUGAACAAGCAAUUUUGUCCCCGCUGCGGCAAGGACACGCUCACUCGUGUCUCCUGCACGACAGACGCGAAUGGACAGUUCAAGAUGCACCUGAAAAAGAACAUGCAGUGGAACAACCGCGGCAAUCGUUUCAGUGUUCCUAAGCCCGUACACGGCACCUCCAAUGGAAAGUGGAAGGGAGGUGGUGGUAAGGGUGGCUGGGGAACGGAAUUGAUCCUGGCGGAAGACCAGAAGGAGUAUGUUCGAGCCACCGCAGAGCAGAGCCGCAGAAUGCGCAAGGAGCACGACCUCAUGGAUGAGGACUACCUCCCGAGCAUCCUGACCGGAGAGCGGAACAAUCACGGUCGAAUUCGUGUGGGAGCUGGCAGAAAUGUCAACUCGAGGAAGCGGUAA
This is a messenger RNA of Aspergillus niger, 1230 nucleotides long. RefSeq lists its product as uncharacterized. NCBI's taxonomy places the organism in Eukaryota, Fungi, Ascomycota, Eurotiomycetes, Eurotiales, Aspergillaceae. Gene Ontology annotation, molecular function: RNA endonuclease activity. Gene Ontology annotation, biological process: ribosomal small subunit biogenesis; maturation of SSU-rRNA. The record is from RefSeq and is a predicted model, not a curated record. Gene Ontology annotation, cellular component: preribosome, small subunit precursor. The coding region runs from base 1 to 1230 and encodes 409 amino acids. The transcript is spliced from 3 exons.